This is a messenger RNA of Cuscuta epithymum, 1435 nucleotides long. NCBI's taxonomy places the organism in Eukaryota, Viridiplantae, Streptophyta, Magnoliopsida, Solanales, Convolvulaceae. The record is from the annotation of a GenBank genome assembly.
UUUGGAAUUCAAUUGGGAGUACAUUUAUUAAUGGAAGUCAGAAGAAGUCAAAAGCUAGCCAGCACUGAGGAGUAAACUUACCUGCAAAGUUCGGUCCCGUCUCGCUUGGAGGCUGAAGAAGAGUGUCAGCAGAGUGAAGCAAUCAUGUCGGACUCCAAGGUCGAGACGAUUUCAAGGAUGGCGCAGUGGAAGAUCGAGAAUUUCGGACCCUCAACAUACAAACGAUCCGACCCGUUCAAAAUUGGCAUCUGGAACUGGCACUUAUCAGUGGAGAAGAAUAGAUAUGUGUAUAUUCGGCUGUUCCCGGAACCUACUCGGGCUUCCAAGGACCAGCCACCAGGGGCAAAGUUUGUCCUAAGAGUCGCCGCUCCCUCAACCAACCGCCAACCCCUCAUCUCCCAAGUUUUUGACAGAGUUCUUCGGUCAAGCGAUGAUUUUGCUUGGCCUAUUGAUUCCAACCUUCAAGGACACCUCAUCAUUGAUGUUGAGUUCCAUGACCUAAAGAUCUACCAAAAAAAUGGUGAGGGAACUUCCAUAUGGCCUGGAGACAGUAUGAUGCAUUCUAUGGCUACCCAAACCACUCUUAGGUGUCUCUCUCGCAUGCUGUAUGAGUCCAUACAUGCUGAUGUAACUAUCAAUACAGCUGAUGGAUCACUACAAGCUCACAAGGCAGUUCUUUCUGCCAGUUCUCCAGUAUUUCACAGCAUGUUCCUCCAUAACCUAAAGGAGAAAGUGUCAUCAGUUAUUAACAUAGAAGACAUGUCAACAGAUUCAUGCAUGGCACUUCUGGGAUACAUAUAUGGGACAAUUAAAAAGGAGGAUUUCUGGAAACAUCGAUUGGCACUGCUGGGGGCAGCAAACAAGUAUGACAUUGCAGACAUGAAAGAUGCUUGUGAGGAAAGUCUAUUAGAUGAUAUUACCACCCUGAAUGUUCUUAAGAGGUUGCAAGAAGCCUGGAUUUACCAGCUGCAUAAACUGAAGAAAGGGUGCUUGGCAUAUUUGUUCGACUUUGGCAAGAUUUAUGACUUGAGGGAAGAAAUUAAUAUCUUCUUCAGGCAGGCUGACAGAGAAUUGAUGCUCGAAAUGUUUCAUGAAGUCCUCACAGUUUGGAAACCUUUAUAAGAGAUUGCUUAUUUGCUUGUCUUGUUACCACUAUUUUGUCUCCAGGUGUAGAUAGGGUGUGCCUAAGUUUCGAAUGUCAGUUUGGGUGAAAUGCAAAAUGUACAAGGUUAAAUUAUAGUGUUUGUAUUGGACCACGUUCUAGUCUAGACGAGUUUUCUUUUGUGAAUUGAACACGUUCUAUUUACCUAGCCCAUAUGUACAUUGUCUUUUAUUUUCCAAGUAAAAACUAACAUCUCAAAAGUUCCUUAAACAACUCAAAUAUAUUGUUCCGAAAACCAUGAACCUCAUAUAUACUCAUCCGUGGAUGGAUUGG